This is a messenger RNA of Papaver somniferum (opium poppy), 462 nucleotides long. RefSeq names its product vegetative cell wall protein gp1-like. The coding region runs from base 1 to 462 and encodes 153 amino acids. The transcript has a single exon. NCBI's taxonomy places the organism in Eukaryota, Viridiplantae, Streptophyta, Magnoliopsida, Ranunculales, Papaveraceae. The record is from RefSeq and is a predicted model, not a curated record.
AUGAGUAGUAGUGUGAGAAACAAAGGUGGGAAGAAAGCCUCGUUGGCUUUCUUAUUUACUACUGCUGCUCUUCUAGUAGUAAUAGUUUCUUUAAGCUUUCCAUUCUUCGCUAAUGCAUAUCAGCCUCCAACAGAUAGCCAAGAUUCUGUGCCAUCAACGGUACUACCAAACCUUGGGAAGAAAAGUCCUGCGGUACCAAAGCCAUUACCACCACCAAAGAAGAAACCUCCAACAGAUAGCCAAGAUUCUGUGCCAUCAACAAUUCUACCUAACUUGGGGAAGAAAAGUCCAGCAGUACCAAAGCCAUUACCACCACCAAAGAAGAAACCUCCAACACACAGCCAAGACUCUGCGCCAUCAACAAUUCUACCUAAUCUGGGGAAGAUAAGUCCAGCAGUACGAAAGCCAUUACCACCCCCAAGGAAGAAACCGCCACCAAAGAAAUCUCCACCACUUUCCUAA